UUCGCCAUUUUCGCAUCCCUUUGUGCUGCAGAGUUCGUAGCUUUGUUUGAAUCCUUGUGGAUAAAACAUGCAGGGAAACAGAGGGUCUUAUCACAACCAUGGGCCAAACCACCAGCAGGGUCCGGGCGACCAGAGGAGAGGCGGCGGCAAAGACAGCAACGGUCAGCAGCCGGAGCCCAGCGAGAGCCCCCGUCUGAAUGAGGCCUUAACGCUGGACCCGCAGAGCUUCAGGAAGCCCGGGGAGAAGACGUUCACCCAGAGAAGUCGACUGUUCGUGGGCAAUCUGCCAGCCGGCUGCACCGAGGAGGACAUCGAGAACUUGUUUGCCAAAUACGGUAAAGCCUCUGAGAUUUUCGUGAACAAGGAUCGAGGGUUCGCUUUCAUCCGGCUGGAGACCAGAAUCAUUGCCGAGAUCGCCCGGGCCGAGCUGGACGACACCCCUUUCCGCGGUCGAACCAUCCGGGUCAAGUUCGCCACGCACGGCGCCGCGUUGUCGGUCAAGAACCUGCCCGAGUGUGUGUCCAACGAGCUGCUGGAGGAGGCGUUCGCGGCCUUCGGCCAGAUCGAGAGGGCGGUGAUCAUCGUGGACGACCGUGGCCGGCCCACCGGGAAGGGGAUCGUGGAGUACGCCACCAAACCUGCCGCGAGAAAGGCUCUGGACAAGUGCAACGAUGGAGCCUAUCUGCUCACCGCCUUCCCCAGGCCUGUCACCGUGGAGCCGCUGGAGCAGCUGGAUGAAGAUGAGGGGCUGUUGGACAAGCUUAUCAACAAAAACCAGCAGUUCCACAAGGAGCGGGAACAGCCUCCUCGCUUUGCCCAGCCGGGCACCUUUGAGUACGAGUACGCCAUGCGCUGGAAGGCCCUGAUGGAGAUGGAGAAGCAGCAGUACGAGAUGGUGGACCGCAACAUGAAGGAGGCCCAGGAGAAGCUGGAGGCUGAGAUGGAAGCCGCCCGCCACGAGCACCAGGUGAUGCUGAUGAGACAGGAUCUGCUGAGGCGCCAGGAGGAGCUGCGCAGGAUGGAGGAGCUCCACAGCCAGGAGGUGCAGAAGAGGAAGCAGGCCGAGCUGCGUCAGGAGGAGGAGCGGCGCAGGAGAGAGGAGGAGAUGAGGAUGCGCAGUGAUGAGAUGCUGAAGCGGCAGCAGGAGGGCUUCCGGGGAAAUUUCCCCGAGAACAGGCAGCAGGACAUGAGGAUGCACAUGGGUGCGCACGGGAUGCCUGCUGAGAACGCUCCCAUGAUGGCGGGGCCUGGGAACCCCAACAUGCCGCCCGGAGGCCAGGGGGGCUUCCCCAGAGGUCUGGCAGGACCGGAGGACUAUGUACCCAGCAACAAGCAGCGUCGAUUCUAAGGUUUCUUUUCCAGACUUGCACUGUAUUUUCAAAGCUCUCACAUAGUGUCGUGUUUUUUUAAAUCUUUUUUUUUAUUAUUAUAUUUUUAGUCAUUUCUCCCGCAACAUCGUUCACAUUUUGUUCUUUUUACUGUUGAUGUUCUAAAAAAGUUGACAGUGUUUUGACCUAGGAUGUGUGACUUUUCUGAAAUAAAUUCACCACUCCCUGACUUGGUGUCUUCUUCAUGGUCUGUGUGCCACAGCUGGACACAGACAGAAGGUCAAUUCAUCCGAUCAGAUCAAUAGAAUUUGCAUACUGGAAACUCCCCUUUGAACAAGGUUGCAUCUGCUCAUCCUCGCUCAGUCUUCUGGGUUAAACUUUAGAUAUGCAGUUUACUGUUAUUAAUAAAGGAAUGCAGUAUUUUAAAAGAGAUGGGUGCUUCCUUUAUUGGCUGUGUAAUUCGUAUUUAUAUCGGAAAAUUUUUGAAUUGUCUUUCAUGCUUGGAUGUGUAGUGUCGCAGACUGAAAAAUCAAUUGUUAAAUUCUGGGGGGGAAUUUUUCCCAUUUGUGUCAAGGACGAUGCUUGUGUUUUCUCUCAGAUAUCAGUGUUCAGUUUAUUUCAGUCAUUCAGUUUAUUAUUAUUUUUCACAGUCCACCCACUCAAAAGCCCACAGAACAACACAUUGCAUUGCAUUUUACUACCUGAAAUAUAACACUUGGAUGAAGCUCAGGAGAGGAUCUCUUAAAUAAACAUCUGUGGUCCCAUACAGCAGGAGCCUGUGAUUUAAAAAAAAAUACAACUAACCCAGCGGGUACACAGGAGUGAAGUGCGUCUUCAGCACAAAUACCAUUUCACAAAUCAUACAAUAAAAUGCAAUACUUGCGCAGCUUAUGACAGACAACACUAUUGCGCGUUCUGAACAAUAUAUACAGCUUUUUGCACGUUCCAGCAUUAGAUAAUAUUCACAUGUGCAUCACACAUAUGGAUGGAGUGUCACUCUAAAUGAAUGAAACAGUGUUAAUCAUCAUACUUCAUACAAAGUGAGCACAAAAUCCAGUACUUCAACUGGCUUGAUGGUAAAUAUAUCAACAGUCCAGUCUGCACCCGAGAGUGUGGCAGUUCUGAUGGUGCUGG
Molecule: messenger RNA, 2462 nt
Organism: Synchiropus splendidus (mandarinfish)
Lineage: Eukaryota; Metazoa; Chordata; Actinopteri; Syngnathiformes; Callionymidae
Gene: nono
Product: non-POU domain containing, octamer-binding
Exons: 1
Coding region: 68-1348 (426 amino acids)
Biological process (GO): regulation of DNA-templated transcription
Cellular component (GO): nucleus
Molecular function (GO): RNA binding
Source: RefSeq, a predicted model, not a curated record